AUGUGUGUGGUUGAUAUAAGGUAGUGCUUUUAUCACGUUGUUUCUGGAGUUAUAAGGAAUUAUUGGUAAAAUAUGGGAAGCAGAAAAUACGAAAUGUGUUCAGAAAGCCAUUAGGCCUACCUAUCAAAUAUAAUAUCUUAAAUUUAUAAGAAAGGAAAAUGGUCAACGGAGCUGUCCUGUGUAUAGCUUUUUGCCGAAUCUCGCCAGAUGCAAGGCUGUCUGCUCCACGGACUACAAAUGGUUACUAACAAUGUUAUCACUGGUCAAGAUUUAUUACCUUCAUUUCUAAUUCCAUCUUGUCCCAGAAUGUAUAUACAAUAAUUUUAUUGGAUCUUGAUGGCAAUGAUUCAUUGACUGCAACUUAUCUGUAUCAUCACUCCACUCUCGAAUGGUCAGCAUCACCGACACAUCGUCGUCGCAAUCAUCAUUCGGCACCGCCUUUGCCGCCGUAGCAGUUAUGUCGUACUGUCGUCAUCAUCAUCCUCAUCGUCAACACCGUCAAAUUUCGAAAUACGAAUGAGUGAGCCCCUCUACAGCCAGAAAACUGAUAACACCACGAUCAAUCGUAUGUGCAUUUGAUUUGUUUGCCUGCCUGUGUAAGCAUAAGAAACAGCAUCUCUUUAAAAAAAUUGGAUUCUGCCUCCACUUCGACAACGACAACGAGUACGAUGCCGAAGGUUGAAUUAUCAGUUUCUUCUCAGUUCUGCAUCCUGCUGAUCGUCCAGGUCCUCGUCUCGGUGGUCAUCAUCGGGACGAUAACAUACAUGAGUCAAUCAAGAAUAACUCCAGGUCCAUUCCAGUCAGACGAUGGGAAAAAUAGCCCGCCCUCUAUAGGCAAUUACCAACUUCUCAUUCAAAACGCAGCUGGCCAUGGUCGUAGCCAGCGCGUUCAAGAUGGAAAUGGCAAUGCGUUGGCUGGUCAUAAUCUUCAGAAGUUCAAGGACAUCGUCGAUUCUCAGAUACAAAAACGACCAACACUAGAUAAGGCCGAUUCAACGAUGAAAGUUGAUACAUCGCCUGUACACAACAAGUUUGUGAUACUUACAUCAGUGAAUGCAGAGUUUGUUGACAUCGCUGAGAACUGGCUGGAGAGUCUCCGACGUCUGGGAAUCCGCUACAACGUUACUGUGGUGGCAGAAGACAAGGACACCUACAAGUAUUUCAGUAUCAGAGCCAACAGGGAAUUCCGGGUGCUUUAUCAGAAGCAGUAUGCCUUCAACUUCACCCGGCGGUACGGUCCUGUCAUGAUGUACCAGGAACUGAUUCGUCGCAGGACCGUGUAUAUCAGGACCUUGCUAGAGCAAGGUCAUGACGUGUUGCUGGUGGAUGUUGACACGGUCUGGAUCAAGAACCCGCUCGAUCUGAUCCUUGGGGAGUACGCCCUCUACGACAUGUGGCUUGCGCAAGGUUACGAAAACCACAUACCAUGUCCCUGUUUCAUGUACAUGAAGUCAAACUCUGAUGUUAUUGUCAUGGUUAAGGAAUGGGUCAAGCGAUUGGAAAAUCAACGGGGAAGGACAUUGGAGUCGGAUCAGGUUGCUUUGACGAAAGUUCUGCCCCUCUUUCCGGAUAUUCCGAUCAAAAGGAUGAGCUUUGAAAAAUUCCCGACUGGCAAGCACUACUUUGAUAGGGCAUGGCUCGCGCUUCAUAAAAAUGAGGUUUAUGUUGCUCACGGGAACCAUCUUGGGCGUCAUGAUGGAAAGAAAAAGAAGCUGAAAGAGUUUGGCCUUUGGUUACUCAAUUCUUAACCAACAACUAUGAUAUUCAUUUUGAGAUAUUAAGUUUGUAAACAUUAGCGGUGCUACGGGGGGGGGGGGGGGGGCAGGCAGCGAUCGCCCUAUAAAAUCUUGAGUAGUGAAAAGGAAAUGAAAAUGUAAAUUAACAAAGGAGGGCCUAGAGAAGACAGAAGAGAGUAACAAAGAGAGGUUUAGAUCGUUACGUCGUGAUACUCUCUAUACCCCUGGAAUUAAAUUUAAAAAAAAAGCUAAAUAGAUAGUUAUUCACUCCCAUAAAAAUACACAGCCUGGCGCCAUCUCUGGAUUUAAAUUAUUGGUUCUUUUGAAAAAAAAGUAAUUCUAUCAUUGAAAAUGAAUGUAUAUGAAUAUAUGUUUUUCCCAUUUCUUUCUUUUCAUCAUUAUGUAUUGGUCAACAUUGUGUUUCUGAAUCUCGAUUCAUUUUUAUAAUGAAAGAGUACGUAAGCGAUGACGUCACAAAAAGGGUUUAAGCAUUUCAGCAUU
Lytechinus variegatus (green sea urchin) is the source of this 2237-nucleotide messenger RNA. RefSeq names its product UDP-D-xylose:L-fucose alpha-1,3-D-xylosyltransferase MGP4-like. Gene Ontology annotation, molecular function: glycosyltransferase activity. Lineage: Eukaryota; Metazoa; Echinodermata; Echinoidea; Temnopleuroida; Toxopneustidae. Gene Ontology annotation, cellular component: Golgi apparatus. The coding region runs from base 669 to 1748 and encodes 359 amino acids. The record is from RefSeq and is a predicted model, not a curated record. The transcript has 2 exons.